Molecule: messenger RNA, 1991 nt
Organism: Closterium sp. Yama58-4
Lineage: Eukaryota; Viridiplantae; Streptophyta; Zygnematophyceae; Desmidiales; Closteriaceae
Source: the annotation of a GenBank genome assembly
AUGGUGGAUGUGUUUGGAAAUCCGUAUGGGGGGAGAGGGGGGCGCGCAGGGGAUGUGGCAGGUGGUGGCGGGAAAGCGAGCUCGGAUGAUGAGAGGGAGGACGGGGGAGUUGUGCGGGGCGGGGCGGGGAUGGGCGGGGAGAGGCGGCAGCAUGUGGGGGGGCCGGGGGGGCGCGUGGGGAGGGAGAACAUGUAUGCGUCGUGGAAUGGAGCUGCGAUGCUGGAGGGAGGAGGGGGAGGGGUGGGGGGGGCGGAGGGGCACAGCGGGAGGCUGCCUCGUGUUGCUGCUCCUGCGUCCGCUGCGGCAGCAGAGGAUCGGGAAGGGGAGGCUGGGAAGCACGGAGACAGCGACAGCGACACUGGCAGGCGGUUACCAAACAGAGGAGUAGCAGCAGCAGCAGCAGCAGCAGCAGGAGGAGGAGGAGGAGGAGGAGCAGGUACUGGCGGAGCAGCAUCAGGCGGCGCUGCUGGCACUGGUGGGGGCGCAGGGGCAGGGGCAGGCGGAGGGGUUUCGGUGGCCCCGUCUCGGUCCCCCUCUGCAGGGGACUCCGCCAGAAGACCCGCCUCGCUGCGGGUGGGGGAGCCGGCAGGCUUUGAGGACGAGGGGGCCGCUGCUCAGAAGAAACCACUCACUCCCAGUGGGGGCGGGGGAGCAGGGGGCGGGGGACCGGGGGGGAGUGGGGGGGGACGGGCGAGGAGCCCGCUUAGAGGGGGGAGCGGGCAUGAGGAGGGCGCGGAGGGGGAGGGGGAGGGGGAGCGGGCGGAUGACGCCCAAGGGGGCGAGGGAACGGAAAUCGGUGAAGUUUGCACUGCCGACGGAUGGAGAGGGGGAGAAGAAGGAGAAGGAGGGGGAGAGUGGAGGGGAGGAGAGGAAGGGUGGCGGUGGGAAGGAGGAGGAGAAGAAGGCAGGGGCGCAGACGUGAUGCUGAUCAGGCAAGAUUGGAGGAAAGAUGCACUCCUAGGCGGGUGUGUGGCGUGUGGCAAGCUGCAGUGUGACUGCCCCACCAACCCUAAUAACCGGGAUGCUGGUGGGGGUGGGAAGAAGGCAGGGGAUGGGGAGAAGAAGGACGGAGGGGAAGUUAAGAAGGAAGGGGAGAAGAAAGAGGAGAAGAAGGAUGGGGGGAAGAAGGAUGGGGUUGAAGAGAAGGCAUCACCGGCCGCAGCAGCAGCAGCGGGGGGGAAGGAGCUGAUGGAUGGGGAGGCGAUGGCUCCCCUGGGCACGAUGAAAUGGAAGCGAGGCGAACUGCUGGGCGAGGGGGCUUACGGCAAGGUCUUCCUGGGUCUGAAUGAAAUGACUGGAGAAUUAAUGGCGGUGAAGCAGAUCAAGAUGACAUCAGCGGGCGACGAGAAGGCGAUGCACAUCGCGGCACUGGAGCAGGAGAUUGUGCUGUACCGGCAGAUGCGGCACCGGCACAUCGUGGCGUAUAUUGACAUGGAGAAAGAUGAAAGUGAUGGCUCGCUCUACAUCUUCCUCGAAUUCAUCUCGGGGGGCUCCAUUCACAGCAUGUUGGACAAGUUUGGCAAGUUCAGCGAGUCCCUGGUGCGAGUGUACACGAGGCAGCUGCUGCUGGGGCUGGAGUAUCUGCACGGCUGCAAGAUCAUCCAUCGAGACAUCAAGGCGGCAACGUGCUGGUCGAUCGGGAUGGGGUCAUCAAGCUUGCGGAUUUUGGGGCCUCCAAGGCGUUUCACGAGGGCACGGUGGGUGAGGGGUGCAAGUCGAUCCGUGGUUCGGUGUUCUGGAUGGCGCCAGAGGUCAUCAAGGGCGAGGGGUACGGCCGCCGUGCUGACAUCUGGAGCCUCGGCUGCACUGUCAUUGAGAUGCUCACCGGCAGCCACCCGUGGCCCAACAUGGACAACACGUGGUCGGCCAUAUUCCACAUCGCCAAGACCACCACAGGCCCGCCCAUCCCAGAGGAGUGCAGCGAAGAAGGCAGGGACUUCCUGGCUGCCUGCUUCAAGCUUGACCCUGGCGAACGCCCCUCGGCCACUGAG